GCAUAGCUUUGGUGGUAGGCCCUUGAUCCACUCGCAGAAGCGUUUUGCAGCGGCUGACGGGGAGGCUGCGGCUUCCAGCUGGUGUACUCUCCUUCCCAGCAUUGCCCAUUCUGGGAUGGUGGCAGCCUAACAACAUCUGGGUUCCCGCAUGCCUGAACCCACCCAGGCGUCCUUUGGAGGCGCAAUCCCAUUGAUGCGGGAUUUAAAGCGCGCACAGGGUUUUGGUUUUCCCCCAAGCAAACCCGUUUACACCGCAUGCCACUUUACUCCUAGUUAACUGCGGCUGCAACCUUGCACUCCAACCCUGCGCAAGCCCCACUGAGUUUAAACGGCGCCUCCGUGCGCAAGUGAGGCUGCAGGCGGGCAACCGCGAUCCUAGGCACAGGAUAGUGCUUCUUUCGCAUCAAUGGCGAGCCGCGUGCCUGGAUCUGCAGAGGUGCAGCUGGACCUGUGCAAACUGCCCUCGGAUGUCUGAUCACGCCUUGCAGAGUCUGCUUGGCGCGCGCCUUGGCAUCGCAUCCCCGGGCUCGCUGGUUGUUGCAACGUUUGCUUGCGCAAGGCAGCCGGGAGAGACCAGCCAGAUCCGCGCGGAUUGCGCCUUGCUGGAUGAACGCGGGGGCGUCUGGCGCUUCUUGGGGGGUGAGGACGGAAGGGGAGGCCCCCUGCAGGCCCAAGGGGCAUCCAUCUCCUGAGCCCAGCAAUGGACGAUGCAGCAAUCGGUCAGCAGUUCACUAAAAUCAAAGGUUCCGAAAGGGUGAGGAAGAUUGGCAGAGAAGAAGUACAGCUGGAAGAGGGUUCAGAUACGCAGCUGCCCCCUUCUUCAGGAGAGGGAGGGGAAAGCCUCGUUUUGCUGAAGACGGUACAUUUGAAGGAAGGUGAGGAUGAUUUCCAGGGGGCUCCUCCUGCCCAUCAGCACACCUUGACCCAACGAGAGGCAAGCAUCCUGCAUCCUUUGGAGGUGGUCCCACAGAGCGAAGCUGCAGAAGAGGAAAGCCUGGUGAUAAGUUUGCCGGAGGUUUUCUAUGCAAUCCAUGAAACGGAAGGGGUGCACACCCACGGCCUGAAAGAAGUGCAGGCGUUCAAUCACGGAGGUGAAAGGUCAGCGGAGAAGACCCUGGACGCCCUUCGGGUUCAUGUGCAGUCGCAGAAGGAUAGAAGUAAAUAUGCAAUUGCAGCUGGUGGCAAGGACCAGCAGUUCUUUGUAGUGGAGGAAGACGGAAUUGGCCAUUCCCUUGCGAUGGAGGAGGCAAAACCUCUGAGCGGCAGAAUGAAAAGAGGUGCCUCUCUGUGCCACAGCUCUGAAAACAAGGACCUGAGCGAGGCGCCUGCAUCAAAACAGCGUCCUGUUGUGACAAGCACCAAUGCUGGCAUGAAAGCCCACAGCAACAGGCAAGAAGGGGAUGCACUGCACCGUUGCAGUUUGUGCGCGUUCGCCUGUUUCAGCGCGUCAGGCCUUCAUCGCCACGUAAAAAAGCACUCUGAGGAAAAGCCCCACCUCUGCCACCUGUGCCUUAAGGCUUUCCGGACCGUCUCCCUCUUGCGUAACCACGUGAACACGCACACAGGGACUAAGCCGUACAAGUGCAGCGAGUGCGACAUGGCCUUCGUGACCAGCGGCGAGCUUUCGCGGCACAGGCGGUACAAGCACACCCUCGAGAAGCCCUUCAAGUGCUCGUUCUGCAACUAUUGUAGUGUGGAGGCCAGCAAGCUGAAGCGUCACAUUCGCUCGCAUACAGGAGAGCGCCCGUACAACUGCACCCUUUGCACCUAUGCUAGCAGGGACACUUACAAGCUGAAGAGGCAUAUGGUCACUCACUCUGGUGAAAAACCCUUUGAGUGUCAGAUUUGCAAGGCCAGGUUCACUCAGGCUGGAACUCUGAAGUUCCACAUGUUGCACAAACACGAGGAAAAUGUGCCAAAAUACCAGUGUCCACACUGUAACACGUCUGUGGCCAGAAAGGGUGAUUUAAAAAUCCACUUGCGAAACCUCCACUCCUAUAUCGAAGUGCCGCUGAAGUGCAGUUACUGUGAAAAUGUCUUCCACGAGCGCUACGCUUUCAGACAGCAUAAGAAGACCCACACAAAUGAGAAGAGAUUCAGAUGUGACGAGUGCAGUUACGCAUGCAAGCAGGAACGCCAUAUGGUUAUUCACAAACGGACACAUACAGGCGAGAAGCCCUUCGUUUGCGUCUCUUGCAGCAAACGCUUUCGACAGAAACAGCUCCUGAUGGUCCAUUUCAAGAAGUACCACGACUCCAGUUUUCAGCCAAGAGUGUACAAAUGCCCGAAAUGUGGAAAAGGCUAUUCUCGCUGGAAUAAUAUGCGCAAGCAUGCUGAAAAGUGUGGCGAGUUAAGGACCGUUCAACCUAGCAAAGGGAACAAGAAUAAAAAGAAAGAAAACAAGGGGUCCAGCUGCGACACCAAAGAAGGAGGAGUUCCUUGUGUUAACUCUCAAUUCUUCACUCCUCGUAUCCCUGUCGGAACAUGGGAGAAAAAGGAAGUUGUUUUGGACAACGAGAAAACUGGGGUGACUUGUGAGAUGAUAUUCGACUCGAUGGACAAAUGAUGCGGUUAAACACCUCUUCUGUCUGCCUGUAAAUACAUUAAGCUCAAUUGGCAGAUCUGUAGAGCAUUAUUCCCUGAAGGUUGCUGAAACUGCCUACGUUUUGCCAUUGUUCUGUUAACGGCACGCAAGAAGUCAAGAGUAGGUUCGUGGAGGUAAAAUGCCUCAGCGAAAUCGUUCCAAAUAACUCUGGCUCUCUCGCCAAGGACAAGUCACCUCUGAAUGAAUUGUUGGAUUUCAAAUAGCUUCCAUUCAGCGUUACAAGUUUAGUUAUAAAGAGCUGGAAUUAUAAUACAAUUUGAAUGGAUUCCUUUAUGGCAUGGAUCCCAGAUCUCUUUAGCAAAUGUGGCAGAAGUCAAUGGUGAUUUUUUAAAAGAGAGUUUAUAGCGGUAUUGUAACAGAUGUACUCAUCCCCUUAUCCUUUCUAAACUAAACAGUGUUUCAGAAACUUGCUUGACCCCCAAGGCAAAGUGUACCUACCCCACAAGAAGGAGUGCCUCUAUCAUAACACCUCCAGCACUCUUUAGAACAAGCAAACUGUCGGCAGCUGCGCCGCUUAAAUUCUGUAAGUCUAUAAACAGACUGAAAAGAGGAAGAAAGUUUAUUUAAGGUUGCAGUGCGUUCUGAGCAUUUUACCUUUAAAGUGUAUUGAAAAAGAAAAGAAAACACAGAACUGUUGUAAUCUGUAAACAAUCUGCAAACAAUCUGCAUAUCGUGUAUUUCCGUUUAACUUGUUCACACAAAUAAUUACGGAGAGAGACGUUUUCUUCUCUUGUGGGAAACAUGUUCACAGCCAUUUUGACAGUGGCAGCCGUCUUCAAGUUUGCAUUUUGACCGGGUCCAAUAAUCCUCUGUCUCUUAUUGAUUUGAUUGAAUAGCAAGCUGCUAUUUCAACUGCCCUCAGGUUGUAGAAAGAAAUAAUUACGUUUUCUACAUAUUUUACCCUAGGUUUUUGGCUAUGUUGACGCUUGUUGUAUUAUGUCUAUUGACCUGGGAAUCAGAACUGGAAAUGAAACUUAUUUUGCCCACUCUGUCCAUCCCUCCCUUGUCACACAGAACUCACACACAAACAGUUAGAAAUGUUUUCAUCCUUCAGUAUCGCAGAGGUUUGCUGGCAUGAGUUUCACUUUAAAUGAAUUAAUUUUGCCUUGCCACCAUUUCCCAAGAAUUCUUUCCCAAUUGCAUUCUUCUUAGUAGUUCUCAUGCAAUGGAUUUUGCCAUCCAGUUUUAUAGAGCCGUUUAAUUGAAUACGGGAGGUGGGAGAGACUAAUUCUCAGCACCCAUCCCACCUCCGUAAAUACCGACCAAAUCAGACAACCUUCAUGGUUAGCUAAGCAGCAGAGAUCCUUGGGUGCAAGCAUCGCGCAAGGAAAACAGCGUUCAAGUCUGUUAAUGUUUUUACCUUGGAAAUUGCUAACCUCUGCAGCAUCACUGAGAUGUUACCAGAAUGAAUCAGAAUUGUUCAUACUGC
This is a messenger RNA of Podarcis muralis (Common wall lizard), 4034 nucleotides long. The record is from RefSeq and is a predicted model, not a curated record. NCBI's taxonomy places the organism in Eukaryota, Metazoa, Chordata, Lepidosauria, Squamata, Lacertidae.